UUCGACUUUUCUUUUCUCGCCGCCCUUGAAAUCUCACGAUCAUUAAACCAAACAGACUCUUUCAAGUCGCGUUGUCCAUUGAACAGACAAUUUUCUUCGUUUCCCUGGUUCAAUAUGUCUGUUUCGAGGUCCUCGAGAGACCUCCUCUCCCUCUCUCGCCAAUUGACACGAUCCCCAUCACGAUCCGUCCCGCGCUUGCCUGGACGUCAUCACCUUCAUCACCCCUCAAGAAGCCAUGCACGAGGCGUCGCGACCUUCACUCCGCCCCACCAGGCUAGCGCAAUCUCCGUCCUCCAGAGCAAUGUAGACCCGACGUCGGACGAGUUCAGGGAGAACGAGAAGAACAUGGGCGACGUCGUCGCACGCCUCCAGAACCUGACCAGACGGGUUCAGCUGGGCGGACCUUCAAAGGCUAGGGAGAAGCACCUGGCGCGUAAGAAGAUGCUCCCCCGCGAUCGCGUCAAUGCCCUCAUCGACCCGGGGACUACCUUCAUGGAGCUGUCGCCCUUGGCCGGCUACGAGUUGUACCCAGAGGCGGAUGUGCCGGCCGGCGGGAUUAUUACCGGCGUCGGUGUCGUGGAAGGCGUCACCUGCGUUAUCGUGGCCAACGAUAGCACCGUCAAAGGCGGCACGUAUUAUCCCAUCACCGUGAAGAAGCAUCUGAGAGCCCAGGCCGUCGCUCAAGAGAACAACUUGCCGUGCAUCUACAUGGUCGAUAGUGGCGGCGCCAACCUCCCCCAUCAGGCCGACGUUUUCCCCGACCGUGAUCAUUUCGGCCGCAUCUUCUACAACCAAGCCCGCAUGAGCGCCAAGGGCAUCCCCCAAAUCUCUGUCGUCAUGGGUCCCUGUACGGCUGGAGGCGCCUACGUGCCGGCCAUGAGCGACGAGAGCAUCAUCGUAGAGAACCAGGGCCACAUCUUCCUCGCCGGCCCGCCCCUCGUCAAGGCCGCCACGGGCGAAGUCAUCUCGGCCGAAGAGCUGGGCGGAGGCAAACUCCACUCCUCCGUGUCCGGCGUCACAGACUACCUCGCCGUCGACGACGCCCACGCCAUCACCCUCGCCCGCCGGAGCAUCAGCAACCUCAACUGGCCGGCGCGGUCGGCCGCCCCCACGGUGGUGCCACCGCGCACCCAAUACGCCGAACCGGUCUACCCCGCGUCCGAGCUCCUGGGCGUAGCGAGCACGAACCUCCGCAAGCCGCUCCCGAUCCGCGAGGUCAUCGCGCGCGUGGUGGACGGCUCGGAGCUGGCCGAGUUCAAGCGCGACUACGGCCCGACCCUCGUCACCGGCUUCGCCCGCAUCCACGGCUACCAGGUCGGCAUCGUGGCCAACGACGGCAUCCUCUUCUCCGAGAGCGCGCAGAAGGGCGCGCACUUUGUCGAGCUGUGCGCCCAGCGCGGCGUGCCGCUCGUCUUCCUCCAGAACAUCUCCGGCUUCAUGGUCGGGUCUGACGCCGAGAGGGGCGGGAUCGCCAAGCACGGCGCCAAGCUGGUCACCGCUGUCGCCUGCGCCGACGUGCCCAAGUUCACGGUCGUGGUGGGUGGGAGUUACGGCGCCGGGAACUACGGCAUGUGCGGGCGGUCCUACAGCCCCCGGUUCCUGUGGAUGUGGCCUAACGCCCGCAUCGGCGUCAUGGGCGGCGAACAGCUGGCUGCUGUCAUGGAAACUGUGGGACAGAAGGCCGAUCCGGAGUUGAGAGAGAGGAUAGAACGGGAGAGCGAUGCUACCUAUUCUUCGGCGAGGUUAUGGGUGAGUUUUUCCUUUUUCUUUUUCUUUUUUUUUUUCCUCCUUUUUUUUUCUUUUUUUUCUUUUUUUUUCCUUCUUCUUUGUUCUCUCUCUUUCUUUCUUUCCCUUACUGCUUUCGUCGUCCCUACCUGGAACACGCAUGCUGACAGUAACAUUAGGACGAUGGCAUCAUCCCCCCCCAGCACACGCGGACGUAUCUAGGUUUGGGAUUGAGGGCGGCCAUGUCGGGGCGA
Messenger RNA from Sodiomyces alkalinus F11, 1979 nucleotides. Its product is annotated as carboxyl transferase domain-containing protein. Lineage: Eukaryota; Fungi; Ascomycota; Sordariomycetes; Glomerellales; Plectosphaerellaceae. The transcript has 2 exons. Gene Ontology annotation, cellular component: mitochondrion; methylcrotonoyl-CoA carboxylase complex. The record is from RefSeq and is a predicted model, not a curated record. Bases 115 to 1947 code for a protein of 610 amino acids. Gene Ontology annotation, biological process: L-leucine catabolic process. Gene Ontology annotation, molecular function: methylcrotonoyl-CoA carboxylase activity.